Messenger RNA from Lampris incognitus (smalleye Pacific opah), 6152 nucleotides. RefSeq names its product RLF zinc finger (gene rlf). Gene Ontology annotation, biological process: regulation of transcription by RNA polymerase II. The coding region runs from base 7 to 5709 and encodes 1900 amino acids. Gene Ontology annotation, cellular component: nucleus. Gene Ontology annotation, molecular function: DNA-binding transcription factor activity, RNA polymerase II-specific; DNA binding. The transcript has 8 exons. Lineage: Eukaryota; Metazoa; Chordata; Actinopteri; Lampriformes; Lampridae. The record is from RefSeq and is a predicted model, not a curated record.
GCGAAGAUGGCGGAAAAUAGUGUUGGGCCGGAGCCCGAGUGGAGUAGCCGGGCCCUGGACGCGGCCGAAGACACCCUGGUCGCAAUGGAGACCUUGCUGGCCACGCUGAGAGCCUUCGAGGAUGUGCUCAGGCAUCAAGCCAUAUCAGCAUCCUCCUCCACCGAGUACUGCGACAACUUCUGCCAGGCACUGAUGCACUAUGCCGGGAGCAGGAAUUCUGUGGAGCAUGGUCUGCCUCUUCUGGAAGUCUACUGCCUGUCUAUAAAUUGCUUUGCGGCUGCAAGGUCCCACCUCACUGCAGAGUCGGACAGUGUGGCCCUUGUGUUGAAGAGGCUUGCUUUGAGCUGUUUUGAGUUGUUACUAUCAGUGCCUGAAAAUGAAAUCCCCUACGAAGCAUGGGUUCAGUUUCACCACUCUGUUCAGAUUGCCCAUGAAACCUUGUUGCAGUAUGGGAGCACAGAUCUCCAAGCUCUGCUCCAGAUCACUGGAGAGGGAGGAGCAUGGAGCAACCCCAUCCUUACUGCCCUCCUCACUGGCCAGCACACCACCCCGGAGGAAGUUGAUGCAUACAUUAGCUUGGAGGGUGAGGGCUUCAUGGAAAUGCGAGUGAAGCAUCUGGAAAAGAUGGGCGAACUUGCUAAGGCAGUGGUUCUGGCCAAGGCCUGCACUGAAUGUUGCCUAAUCUCCAACCAACCUACGUUCCGUCAGACUUACGUGUCCCUGCUCUGCCACCUGCUACCUAAUGAGGAGGCCAUUGUGGAGAUAUCCAGGCUUGACUGUAAGGAUGUCCUGGAGAUCACAUGUAAUUUGGAAACCGAGGGAGAAGAAAAUACAGCCUUCAUUUUGUGUACCACAUUCCUCACACAGCAGCUUCAGCAGCAGAACCUAUACUGCUCCUGGGAGUUGAUACUGCUGUGGAGUAAGCUUCAGAGGAAGAUUGAUCCUUCUUCAGAGUCUCUGCUGGAGCGAUGCCUCCAGCUAGGUGCCAUCGCUAAAACAGUUCACCAUUUGCUUUACCUGGUCCGCGUUAUUCAGGCAGAGAUGCAAGAGCUUGGACUAGCGUCUUCUGUGGAGCUUUCUGUUAAAGCCCUCCAACUUCCAAAGCAGGAUGACUCAGAAACAAGAAUCUCUGUCUGUAAGACAGUUUCCUGCCUGCUUCCAGAAGACCUUGAGGUGUUGCGUGCCUGUCUACUCACAGAGUUCCUCCUUGGUCCAUGCCAGGAGGUUUUCUCCAGCCUUGAAGAGCUUUACUUGCGCCCCGACCAGAAGUAUGAUCAGGAAAAUGGAGUUAUCCCUAACUCACUGCGCUGUGAACUGCUCCUGGCACUCAAAGCCUACUGGCCUUUUGACCCGGAAUUCUGGGACUGGAAAACUCUGAAGUAUCACUGCAUCACCCUGCUAGGGCUGGUGCCAGAGUCAGAGGGGGAGGUGGGAGAGGAGGAGGAGGAGGUGGGAAUGCAUGUAACAGUUAAACAGGAACCACAGGGAAUAAAGAAGGAUCAAGAGUCUGAGAACCAGAACAGACCGAAUGGCAGAAUUGAUGGUCUCAAGGAGGAGCAGGAUGAACUAAAAUCCUGUGACUUAGAGGGCUGUUCUAACAUGUCAAAAACUCGAGCUGAACGAGAGAUUAAGAAACUUAAAUUUUAUUGUCAGAUUUGUAAGCGGUCAGUUACAGAAUCACAAAUCCUUCACCAUUCCAAGAGACAUGCAGAUGGCAACAGCCACCGCUGUCCUGUGUGUUUGGAGAGAUUUCAAAGCAGAAAGGAACUUGUUCCUCACAUGAAACAACACAUUCAAAAUCCUUUAAAGUUUUAUAAGCAUUAUGAAAAGAAAAAGAGUCUCCAAAAAAUGGUAGAUGAGGAUGAGAUUGAGCCAGGUGAAAUCACUGUUGAUCCUUCUUUAAUGCUGUAUUACCAGUCCACACAUGAUCCAGAUGUACUACAUCAUAUUGUGCACCAAUCCAAAUCUGAAAAUUCAAAGCACGUAGAUGGUGAUGAGCACAUCACAUUUGAUUACAUUGAUCUUCACUUCAACUUGAGGAAUCGGGAUGAGUACCCAUGCCCAGGAACUCAUUGCACAAAGACCUUCAAGCAUUCCAAGUACUUAUAUGUCCACCUGAAGUCGGAACACAAAGAUGAUGAGAAUGUGAAACACUUUCAUGAAAUGAGAGACAAGCGGGAGAAGUGUACUUAUUGUAGGCGCCAUUAUGUUUCCGCAUACCACCACAGAAAGCAUCGCAAAGUGCACUGCCUUGAUGAACCGUACACAUGUGUGGUCAUUGGCUGCGGUGCUCAAUUUAGUACCUCUAAUGAGCUGGUCACACACAAACAGACCCAUGGCUAUCAGCUGAACUACCGGUGUGAGCUCAAAGGCUGUUAUGUUACCUACUCUGAUUUGGGACAGAUAUAUCACCAUGAAGCACAGCAUUUCCGUGAUGCAGCAUUUAGCUGCACGAGUCCUGAAUGUAAGAAAUUCUUUUUAUCCAAAAAAGAAUUUAUCAACCACUUAGCCACACAUGGUAUUGUCUUCUCUGAGAAAGAUUUUGAGACUCAGAGAAAAGCCAAACAGAAACUCAUUGAGACUGUCACUGAAGACACACCCUGCCCUAGGAACUCAAUGGUCAAUGGUGAUAAACCAACCUCUUCAUCAACUAGUUGUGCCUCCUCUUUGUGUGCAUCAGGCUGCAAGGAGCCCAAGGGAAUGAUCACCUCUGUGGCAGUGUGUUUUGAUGGAAGCAAGUUCACUUGUGGUUUUGAAAAGUGCGGUAUGACAUUCUCCAGAGCCAGAGAUGUCCAGAGACACCUGAAAUGUGCCCACCCAGAACACCUCAAGUUGGAGAACAAAGAACACAAACAUGAUAAAGAGCGGGGCUCAAAGGCAAAGGGGCUAAAUAUGAAAACUGAACCAUCAAGUGAAGAAAAGGGGAAAUAUGAGCCUUCAACUCAAAAGCCACCUAAUGGGGCUGAUAAUGAAAGAAAAGAAUCUCCCCAACCCAGCCACAACAGUACAAACUCUUCAAGCCUUACCCACAAUGAUGCUUUCAAAGCGAUUCUAAUUGGGCUCAGCAAACUGGACCUUAAUUCAUCAAACUCUCACAAUGGGUCAUGUGAGCCCUCUAACUCCAUCUCAGGGUCCACUGUGUCACAAAUUGCCCUUCACCAAACUGUUGUCGCCAAGUGUCCAGUUGUAUUGCUUCAAAAGAAACAUCUACAUGUGGCUGAGGAGACGGUACAAGUCAAACCUGACCAAGUACCAGAGACUACUGAAAUACACACUGUUGAAUCAUUGGCCACUGCUAAGCCGUAUAUCUGCAAGGUCAAAGGUUGUGACUUCAGGACUGCACAGAGUUUCAGCUUAUUGCGUCACCUUAACAUCAAACAUGGCCACACUAUAGAACAAGCAAAAAAGAUGACUUCUUUAAAAACCACAUCUUUUAAACCUUACACGUGUCAGAUUUGCUCCAAAAGCCAUAGAGAAAAGACUGUAUUGAAGGCACAUUAUAUUCAGAUACACAAUCUUAGUGAGGCUGCAGUAGAGAAAAUGAACUGUGUAUCUGCUCAGCCUGUGGAAAGUAGAGCCCCGGAGCCCACAAAGCACUCAGCCCAGCCCUUGAAAGAUGCUCUUGAGGUGAGAAAGAAAGAGGUCCCCAGCUGGCAGCAGAGAUGCCACCGAAGAAAAGCAAGCAUGAUGAGAAGAGAAAAUGAGAAAAACCUUAAGGAUCACUAUCCAUCUGGAGAGGAGAAGGGGGAGGAGGUGGUAGAGGACAAGGUGGAGAAUAGAGAAAUACUCAAUAAAAAUGAGCGAAAUGGGGAAGGUGAGGAAGGAGGAUCACCACAAGGCAGAACUACUAGACGUUUGGUUACAAAAAGCAAUCUCUGCUAUAUAUUGACUAAAUUCAGUAAGCCUUUCCACUGUGUUGUUAAAGGCUGUGAUGCUGCUUUCUCAACUCAGGGAGGGCUUGUGCGCCACCUUCAAGUUGUCCAUCAGUAUAAUCGCUCUCAACUUCUGCUGGAAAAGGAUUUUGAUGUGCAUCAAAAUGCAGAAGUUAAGAAGGACCCCACAAAGAAAAGACCUGUCUCCCACUCAGAUGAACCUCAACCCCAAUACAAAUGUCACUUUGCCAAUUGCAAUGCCUCUUACCACCUAAAAAGCAGCUUAGUACGUCACACUCGUGAGUUACAUUGUCAGCCACCAGAGCCAAUACUUUGUCAGUAUAAGGGUUGUAAGAGAGUGUUCAAUCAUGCCAGUGCUCUCAAAAAACAUAUUCUAUAUAGUCACUGUGAGUACUAUGAUUCAUUUGUAUUACGCCUGCAGAGCACUCACAAAAAGUCAAUAAGCGGAUGCCAAAAGAAGCUUAUAGUCGCAUCACCUAGUCCUCAGACAGAGGAACCCACUUUAUCUCCUACACAGUCUCAGAAACUCAGUCCAACAUCUGAGAUUGCUAACCAGUCAGAGGAAAUCAGUGAGGAUAAAGUUGAGAAAAAAAUCAUUGUGACAAAUAAAAAAAGGAAAGAAAAACGGUAUGAGGCUUUGAUUUACCGGUCUCAUGAGGAGGCAUUGCAGAUGUGCCAAGACCGCUGUUUGCUUGAAGGCUACCCAUGCAUGGUUCAGAACUGUGAUUCUGUAGUUAAGUAUAUGCAGAGCAUGCAACGACACUACCUGACGGUUCACUGUAUGUACAAAGAGGAUUUCUACAAGAAUGAGGACAAACUUGUUUUCAAUGCUGAGCAGCUGGAGGAACUAAUUCAGAGAAAGUCAGCCCGACCAACCAUUACAGCAGCGUGCACACCUAAUGGAGUGCGAAAAAUGGAGUAUCAGACAGAACCAGAAAACAGUGGUGGACAGUCCAUGCCCAUGAGCCUGCACUCUAUCAAAACAGAUUCAGUGGAUGAAGACAACCAAAAUCCACUGGGCUUCCCAGAGGAGGAGCCACCCCCUGUGGAGAUAAACAAUGUCCUCGUUGGUGCUGAUGAUGUGCUAUAUGGUGAACCAAGCACUGGUGGGCACACUGAAGAGCCAGCCGCCACAACACCAAACAGUCACAACCAGGAGGAGAAACUGAAAUGGCAAAAUAUCAAUACUUCUCUUCCUGCUGUCACUGUUGAUCUCUCACCACCAUCCUCACUUCGUUUCACUAAUGAGGAGUGCUUCCAGGAUACGUUGGGCAGUAAAGAGGGUGGCAAAAUGAUGAAUGGGUCAAUGCCACUGUCCAGUCCCCCGGCCCGCCAGCCACUAAAACGUAAAAAUGAACUGUCUGAGCAGCCUUCUAACCUAAAGGAUGCCCAGCCUCUCUGCCCUCCUCACCCUUUUGACAUUGCCUCUUAUAAGCCAAUGGGUUUUGAGUCCUCGUUCCUGAAAUUCAUCCAAGAGACUAGUCCUUCUAAGGAGGAAGAUGUGACAUCACUCAAACGGCGAGAGUCUUUCAAACGCAGUUGUUCGGUGAAGGAGAACAACCAACUGGGAAUCUCUCACACACGCAGCAAACGCACUCGUUCUCCACUGCUGAAACCCCUUGUAAUGACUCGGGACUUCACAUCAGUCCACAACUUGAAGUUGGACAAGGCCCUAGCUGGGUGUGGAGACCUGGCCAUUAAGCAGCUUCAGUUCCUCAGACCUGUGGUUGUACUGGAGAGACCAAUGUGUAACACCAUCCUACCUGAUCUCUUUCCUCCAGAUACUAAUAAUAGUAAGCUACGUUUUGGAAGUUAGUUUAACUUAGCACCUUUUAACAUUACUUAGAAAAUAAGUACUUUUUUUUUUAUUUUGCAAACUGUCCAGAUGUUAAUUUUCUCCAGAAAUGCGUAAAAUUCUGAUCGUAUUAUAAUUACUUCUUUUAAGCUGCCAAACUGAAGUUCAAAGAAGGUUGAAUUGGUUCAUCUGGAUACAACGUCUAUUGACAGUAGACUUCAACUUAUGCCCCCUUAUGCCCCUUGACACGCAAUAAAUAUUAAAAACAAAGUACAUUAAAACAAAAGUUACUUCACAGACCUAAACAUCACAAGCAUGCCUGACACUGACAGCUAGUAAGAAGGUAGAAGGUCUAACUGUUCAGGCUGUUGAGGAACCUCACAACCUGAGGAAUGAAACUAUUGUAUAGUCUGGUGGAGGCAGCGCGGAUGCUCUGGUACCUCCUGCCAGAGCGUAGGAGGGGA